CGGCCCCCCCUUCCCUCAGUGUGAACCUGGUGACCCGGAACAGACCCGGGUUGUUUUCCUUCCUGCUGGCCUGUGGACGGAGCUCUGUCCCGGGAUGGCUCUGAUCGAAGCCCCGCCGCGCUGCGGGCUCCGCGCCCUGACGGAGUCGGUGUCGGAGCAGCUGAGGCGGGUCGGGGAGGAGGUGCUGGGGCUGCUGGAGAAGCGCAGCGGUGGGUCCGGGGGCCGCCUGCUCCGCCUGCUGCGGCUGUUCCUCGCCGAGCGGCUGGCGGCGGCGGCGGAGCGCAUCGUGGAGCUCCUGGAGAGGGAGGUGGAGGAGUACCGGCGGCAGCUGGAGCGGCAGGGUCGGCUGCUGGAGGCGGUGCUGAGCCCGGUGGUCCGACUGAACCGGACAGACUCGAUCUGUUUGUCCGCCGAUGAAAUCCAGACACAGCCGUCAGAGGUCAACCCCGUCCACCACCCUGCAGCCCCGCCCUCAGACGUCUCUGCAGCCGAAAACAACGACAGCAGCGACAAUUGGAGCAACAGCUCCUCCAGUAUUAAAGACACAAACAGGACCCGGAGGUCCAGCAGCAGAAGACGGCAAGUGGCAGCAUCAGACCGGCCGGGGACUCACCACUGUGUCGUCUGUAGAAAAACUUUCCAUCACAAAGGGAAUCUAGUCAAACACGUAGAAACCCACGUGGACCAGCCUGAGUGUGGAGUCUGUGGAGAAUGGUUCGAGUCCUCAGACAGUUUGUCGGACCAUCUCAGGUCUCACAGAGAGACCAUCAGUGGCGGCGGGACAUGUCGCGUCUGCGGGAAAACAUUUCAGAACAUGGAGACACACAUGAGGAGUCACACAGGAGUUAAACCGUUCAGCUGUGACGUCUGCAGCAAGAGCUUCCCCCGACCCGGAGCACUGAGGAGGCACAAGAAGAUCCACAGCAGGAGAACCCAAGAUGUCUGCCCGGUCUGUGGACUGACCUUCACCCAGAACCACCUGCUCCAGGAGCACCUGAAGACCCAUGAAGAGGACAACAGAGACCAGAGCGAGAACAACAAGGACGAUGAGACGGAGACGCUGAAACCAAAGAGAGACAAAACACCAACCUCAGGACCAAAGUGGUCUCAGUCGGCCCCGCUCUGCUGCAGAGUCUGUGGUGAUUCCUUCCACAGCCGAGGGUUCCUGAGGAAACACGCCGAGACGCACUGCAAGGAGUCUCAGAGCAUCUGCGGCGUCUGUGGACAGCAGGUGGACUCAGCUGACGGUCUGGUGACUCACCUGCAGUCUCACAGAGAGACCAGCGGGACCUGCAGCAUCUGUGGGAAAAGUUUCCAGAACAUGGAGACACACAUGCGAAGCCACACGGGGAUCAAACCAUUCCGCUGCAGCGUCUGCAACAAACGCUUCCCUCGACCCGGAGCCCUGCGGCGCCACAAGAAGAUCCACAGCGGGGAGCGACCAUACACCUGCCAGCACUGUGGGAAGACCUUCAUCGAGAGCAGCGCAUUAAAGACUCACAGCAGGACUCACUCAUGGGAGAUCCUGGACAACGAGGACCCUGAGCCUCCGGCAGACUCUCAGAACCUGAAGUCUGAGACAGAGGAAAGUCCAACUGUCCAGGAGAACUCCAAGAUGUCAACUCAGAUGUCUCACUGCUGCAAAGUCUGCAGUGAAUCUUUUCAGAGUAAAGGCAGUUUGAGGAAACAUGCAAAGACUCACUCAGCAGAGUCCAUCUGUGGCGUCUGUGGUGAAAGUUUCCCACCUACAGAGACCCUGACAGACCACCUGCAGACUCACAGGGACGCCGGUAAAAUCUGUCACAUCUGUGGUAAAACCUACCAGAACAUCGAGACUCACAUGCGGAGUCACACCGGCUUCAAACCGUACCGCUGCAGCAUCUGUGGUAAAUCCUUCCCCCGUCCUGGUGCUCUGCGCCGCCACAAGAGGAUCCACAGCGGGGAGAGACCGUACAUUUGUGAGUUCUGUGGGAAGACGUUCAUCGACAACGGCGCUCUGACGACACACAUCAGGAACCACACUGGGGACAAACCAGCACAACGGGUCUCCUGCGAAACCUGUGGAAAGAGCCUGGCGUCGGUCCACGUUCUGGAGGUCCACAAGAGGAUCCACACAGGCGAGAAGCCGUUUCAGUGCCGCGUCUGUGGGAAGACCUUCAGGCAGGUGGGAGGGCUGAACGCUCACAUGCUGACCCACACUGGGGAGAAGCCAUUCAGCUGCAGCCUCUGCAACAAGAGCUUCAGCACCAAAGGAUACCUAGAGACCCACAUCCGCUUCCACAAGAAGGAGCGAGCAUUCAGCUGCCACCUGUGCUGGAAGGCCUUUGUCACCAAGAAUGACCUGAAGAAACACCUGCUGACCCACACCGGAGAGAAACCCUACAGCUGCAGGGUCUGUGGGAAGAGCUACCAGGAGAAACGCUCCCGAGAUGUCCACAUGAAGGUGCACCGAUCAGAGAGGGAGCUGAUCAGGAGGGAGGACGGUCUGCAGCCAGAGUUCAUGCAGCUUUAGACUCCACACAGACCAGUUCGUACUGGUUUUACAGACUGGUGAACUGACCAGCAGCUGGAUCAGACUGAAGAAGACACAUCAAACUGUUUUUAAAGCCAGAUCCUGAAUCACAACCCAAAAUUAAACAAGAACACCUUUAACUUAUAAACAGUGUUUUGAGAGUUUCACAAUAAAUCUGUUUAUUUUUUAAUUUUUUAAUUCUAAAUAAUUUAAAAUCUUAUUUUCCAAAGUUUCAAAAAAUAAGUUCUUUAAAAAGUUUGUUUUUCCCCAAAUGAAGUGAAAUUAGCCAAGUGAGAAUAAAUAAACUGAUGAGCUGCUGUGGUC
Lates calcarifer (barramundi perch) is the source of this 2836-nucleotide messenger RNA. RefSeq names its product oocyte zinc finger protein XlCOF6. The record is from RefSeq and is a predicted model, not a curated record. The coding region runs from base 95 to 2512 and encodes 805 amino acids. NCBI's taxonomy places the organism in Eukaryota, Metazoa, Chordata, Actinopteri, Centropomidae. The transcript has 2 exons.